AUGAAGCGCCUGUUUGGGCGGACGAAGAAGUUGGGCGCAGAACAAGAACAGCCAACUCCUUUGGCAGGCUCAGGUGUUGUGGGCACCACUCGGCCGCGUAGAGAUCGACAGCAAUCAUUGUUGAAGGAACCUGAACAAGGGUCUAUGGUAGCUUGUCUGGAACACAAAUCUCAGCGGGGAGAUGUGGAACCUAGCUCGUCAUAUUCUCUCAUGAAAUCGAACAAGAGCGACAAUAUGCCAUCCGCAGUUAAUGACGUCGAAGCCGGUGCAGGGGGAAAUGAAGUUACGUCAAAGAUUCCUGCUUCCAAUGGUCUGUCCGAUAUUUUUCAUCGAUUACGCUUCAGUGCUACAUCAUUCACGAAUGCAACAAAAGACAAAGUCGCAGCGUCGGGGACAGUCGCAAAUGAGACUGUCGCCCCGAUGCAAGGCCCCACGUCCAAGCAGCCAACGUACGAAGGCUUUCAAGGGAAGAUGCGGUAUCUGGCAACUGUUGUAUGUGGGGGAUGGUUCGUGUAUGUGCUUCUUUUCGCCAUUAUGGCAACAGGGCUUGCCUAUGGUGCUCUCAAUGAUGGAAAUUUUCUUGACUUUGUUGAUUGGGACAAAAACAUAAACGUUGCUUUCGUUGGAAACUCAUAUUUCUUCCUGAAUGACAUUCCGCGAUUGGUGGAAACCAUAGCCGACGGACACGUAUACCAAAACUCAGUGUUGCAUUCGGGAGGGUCUUUGGGCGGCCUCCUUGUCACUGGCAACGGCAUGUAUCCUCGGUGGCAAACCAACGAAGCAAUUUUAGAUAGCAGUUACAAGAACAGCUACGGAAAUUCCAUGACGCUCUACGACUACGGUCUUUGUACCGUCCAGCAAAUGCUGAACGGGUCGGAUUCAAAUGUGACGUACUUGAACCAAAAUUAUCAAAACUAUCUAACAUAUACAACAAAUCAACUCAGCCAGAACAAAGUAAAGUGGGAUUAUGUUGUAUUGGUGGACCAGACCAAGCGUAUGGCGAUUGAGUCGGCAAGAGAGGACACAACGUAUGCUCUGGCCAAUUUCUACGCGCCGCUGCUGAAAAAGACCGGCGCGGUCCCAGUGGUUGUAGAUACACAUGCAUUUUGGUCAUCCAAUACCAAUAUGACGGGCCUGGGAGACAUUCCAAAUUUUCAAAAGAUGAUCUACAACGGUGUUAGGGAUUACGUUUCAGUUCUAUCCAAGCAUCUGCCGAGGAAGCAGACUCCCAUUGUAGCUCCAAUUGGCAUUGCAUAUUUGACAAUCUACGAUGAAAAGCCAGAGCUCUACCAACAAUUGUUCAUGGAUGAUGGAGUGCAUGCUUCAUUCUAUGGCUCAUACUUGUUGUCAAUCGUUAUAUACACAACAGUUUUCGGGCAUUUGCCUUCGGAUCAAGUUUCUAUCCCUGAACGGAUCGAAAAUUUAUUCGCUAACUCCCGGAAGCUUGUCUACGGGGAGUCCACGGCCGCCUUCCCUAGUUACGAUGAGGCAUAUUAUCUUCGAAAUGUUGCGCGGCGUGUUGUUUUGGGACAUCAUCGACCAAAGUCGUUUCAAUAA
Phaeodactylum tricornutum CCAP 1055/1 is the source of this 1557-nucleotide messenger RNA. RefSeq lists its product with no specific name. The record is from RefSeq and is a predicted model, not a curated record. Bases 1 to 1557 code for a protein of 518 amino acids. The transcript is spliced from 2 exons. Lineage: Eukaryota; Bacillariophyta; Bacillariophyceae; Surirellales; Neidiaceae.